AUGGCGAAUGCCUGGGAGAUCCGUCACAGCUGCCUGCUGGCGUCCUUCACGCACCGUGGACGCGGCCGUGAAUUCAUACUCAGCACUGACGUGUGCGUCCCUCUCGACAAGCUCGACAUCAUCAUUGCCGAGACUGAGAAGGAGUUCGCGGUGUACGAUAUGCCAUGCAUCCUCUGCGCGCAUGUAACAGAUGGUAACUUUCACUGCGCCAUCCCGUACAAGACGGACACCGAGUGGCGACUCGCACGAGAGUUGGAAAGCCACAUGAUUGAGCGCGCCAUUGCAUUGGGCGGCACGAUCUCGGGCGAACACGGCCUUGGUAUCGAAAAGGUCAAGCACGUCGUUCUCGAGCACGGCCCUGCGCACGUGGAGGUACAGGAACGCAUCAAGCGGGCACUCGAUCCCGACAACUUGAUGAACCCAGGCGCUUUCUAUCCCUUCCAGCAAGCGUUGUAUCCAACAGCGCACCUGUAA
Molecule: messenger RNA, 474 nt
Organism: Trypanosoma grayi
Lineage: Eukaryota; Euglenozoa; Kinetoplastea; Trypanosomatida; Trypanosomatidae
Product: D-lactate dehydrogenase (cytochrome)
Exons: 1
Coding region: 1-474 (157 amino acids)
Biological process (GO): lactate catabolic process
Cellular component (GO): mitochondrion
Molecular function (GO): flavin adenine dinucleotide binding; D-lactate dehydrogenase (NAD+) activity; D-lactate dehydrogenase (cytochrome) activity
Source: RefSeq, a predicted model, not a curated record